Molecule: messenger RNA, 7448 nt
Organism: Sus scrofa (pig)
Lineage: Eukaryota; Metazoa; Chordata; Mammalia; Artiodactyla; Suidae
Gene: LYRM7
Product: LYR motif containing 7
Biological process (GO): mitochondrial respiratory chain complex III assembly
Cellular component (GO): mitochondrial matrix
Molecular function (GO): protein folding chaperone
Source: RefSeq, a predicted model, not a curated record
GGAGAGGCUGCGUGGUGAUUGGCUGUGGCGCGUUAGGAACGUGGCUACGGUGGAGAGUCUUGGGGUUGGACAGUCCACGCCAGGCGUUGAUUGGUUGCCAAGAGGCGGGGCUACUCGACUGCUGGAGAAGCAGCCGCGGCGGUGAGGAGAGCCAUGGGUCAGGCCGCCAAGGUUUUACGGCUCUUUAAAACAUUGCACAGGACCAGACAACAAGUUUUUAAAAAUGAUGCCAGGGCAUUAGAAGCAGCCAGAAUAAAGAUAAAUGAAGAAUUCAAAUGUAAUAAAAGUGAAACUUCUCCUAAGAAAAUAGAAGAGCUAAUAAAAAUAGGUUCUGAUGUUGAAUUGAUACUUAGAACAUCUGUUAUACAAGGUAUUCACACAGACCACAAUACGCUGAAAUUGGUCCCUAGGAAAGACCUUCUUAUAGAAAAUGUGCCAUAUUGUGAUGCACCAACUCAGAAGCAAUGAAUUUUUCUAGAGUAAAAUCACAUCUUUGUCGUUUUUAAUUUUAAAAUAUGUAACUGGCUCAAGUCAUAGAAAUGCAGACAUAUUUCUCUGAACUGGCAUAUUGAAAAUGAGUGAAUUAAAAUACAGUUUCAUGAUUAUUUUCAUGUUAAAAGGACAUUGCUAAAAACUAGAGAACAUAUUUAAGUAUUUCUAAAGAACAUUAGAUAAGAAGAAUUUCAUUUUUACUGAAAAUGAAACUGUAUAAAGGGAAAUAAAUGCUUAGGGAGGUAUAUCAUACUCACUUUUUUUUUGACCUUGGUGAAUAUUUUGGUUUUAUCAUAGCUAUUUGAGAAUGAAGUGUUUUGACAGGUUGAUGGGUUUUCUUCCCAAGUGAAAUGACUAUUAGAUUAAAACUAUUAGAUUACAUUAAUACUUAGUCCCCAGAAGAUUGUCCAAAAAACAUAAUGUGUGCCAACUCUCAACAAAAGGUAGCCUUUGUUUCCUAAAGCACUGAAAUUAUUUCAGUAACUAACAAAUAAUUAUAUAGUUUCCUUUUAGAGAUAAAGCAUAUCUCUGUGUUCCUAUAAAGAAAAUUUUUAAUCAGUCUUCUAAAGAUAGGUGAAUAAAAUCAUGUAGGAUAACCCAAAUAAAGCACUCUUAAUUUUUAAAGAAAACAGAGGCCCUUGAUCAAACUGUGUAAUAUAGCCUGAGUAGAAUUAGCUGUACUUAGACCCCAGCUAGAUUGUAUUGUGAAAAUGUAAUGUAUGGCUGCAUCUUCUUCAUUUUAAUCAGUAAGACCUAAAUGGCUCUUUUUCUAACACAUGUUUCAUCCCUAACAAGAUUGGCAGUUAUCACAAAACAGCUUGGCAUUCUCCCAUCCAAUGGUAGGAACUACAAAAUGGUGUUCAGUCUUCUUCUUGUUUCUCUUGUAUCUAUGCAUCUUUAUCAUUCUGUUUUCUCGAGGAACACUGUGUUCUCUUCCCUUCCCUGGCCAGCUCUCCCGUUUGAUGAUGACACAGCGUUUUCUAAUCUUUAUAGGAUUCUCAGUGCAAGCUGUAUUUGUUGGCAAAACACAUUGGUAUAGCCAUACUGGAUAUAAAAUGUCGUAUUUAAAAAUAACUUAAUUUUAGUAGAUCAAAAAAUUAUCAUCAAAAUUACUGAGACAUAGUACAGUUAGUAUUAAACCAGAGGCUACCUUUAAUGCCUCCCAUUGCUUUGGAGAUUGGUUAGUCGUCUGGGAGAUGGAUUACAUAGGUCAAAAGAUUUGCUACGUAAUUUUUUAAUCUCCCAUAUAUAUUUCUUAUUGUGUGUAUGGAAAUCAUAGCUACAUCAAAAUAAAAGUUGCUUCAAAUUUGAAAUUUGCCCUUAUAAGAAAAUGGUGAACAUCAAAAUCACUGGUAAAUUCCCUGGCUUACUACUGUUUCGACAGUAAAUGUCUUUAUUAUAUAUUUUGAGGAAAGUUGGGCUGACAUAAUUUAAAUUUAAUAUAUACUUUAGUUGUCUCAGGAUUGUUUAACAUUUUUAAAAGUUCCUAGCUUUUUUCUUUAACCUGAAUUCUCUUGUUCCAUUCCUCGCUCAUGUUAAUUUAAAAAUAUCUAAUCAAAAAAUAGGGUUUUUUUUAACAAACUAGGUAUUAUUAGGAGCAAUGUAGAGUAAUAAUCUACAUGUUACAUAGAAUAAAAAAUAAUUAUUAAAGCUAGUAGCUUAGACAUUUUAAUCUAUAUGUUGUAUGUAUAUAUCAUAUAUAUGUAUAUAUAUGUAUAGAGCUAUUUGAGCAAUAGGAUUUGAACCACUAGCGUUUUAAAUAAGUCUGCCCCAUUGGUAAUGUGCAAAAUAUAUAUAUAUGUAUAUAUAGUGCUUUGAUAGCUUAAGACUGUGCAAUAAAAUUCCUGUGUAAUAUACCAGCAUAUCAACAAUAGAUAUCAUAAAACGAUGUCAUAAAUUUUUGAAAGAUUUGGCACUCUAUCCUUAAAUAGCAUAUAUUUAAGAGGUCUUUGUGGUGCACUGGGUUAAGGAUCUGGUGUUUUUACUGCAGCAGCUUGGAUCGUUUCUGUGGUGUGGGUUCAAUCCCUGGCCUGGGAACUUCCAUGUACCACAGGUGUGGCCAGAAAGAAUAGCAUAUAUUUAUUAUUUUAAAUGAAUUUUAGCAUUAUUUAAUAGUUUCAUUAAAUCACUUAAAACAAUUUAUGGGUUCUCAGCUCGUUGUGGAAAAAAAAAAAGAUUGUCAUUAUUCUAGAGAGUAAAGGACAUCUCUAUACGGUUUAUUUUGUAAACCAUUUAUAAAAUUUUGAGCGUGAAGAUUCUCUAAGUACCUGACCUCUCUAUGGUACAAUGUCAAAUUUAACUAAAUCUUUUCAAGUUAUUUAGUUUAAAAAAGCUUUUCAUGUUUCCAAAGGAAACACUAUCUGACAUUUCACUUUGACUCUUGAAAUCUAGUGAAAGCAGGUGGUACAAAUUCUCCUUGCAGAUAUCUAGGUACAGAGGCCCAGCAGGACUUUGUAAAACAAUCUUUUGGCAGAAGUUAGAAAGGGUGUGUGGCAGGAGAAUCAAAUACAGCAAGCAUGUGUGGGGAAGAAUCCUUCACUAAUGGUUUGAAGCUAAGGGAAAUAUGAGACUUGCAUAUAACAUCUAAUUCAGAACAUUGAAAUUAAGAUUUGAGUCAAAUUGUGUUUAAAUUGGUCCUCCUUUUGCCUCCAGUUGCAUCUUUUAACAUCAAUACAAUGUUCACAAAGCACACAAUAAUAAUAAUAAUAGGUAGAAUUUCUAUACUUAUUGACAAAACCAAUCACUUAACUGUAAACACAAAGCCAUAGGUCAACAAAGAAGUGAAAAUUCCAGUUCUUAGGCAAAAUUUUCUAAAGUGAAGGUGAUAAAUACAAAAUUAAUGUAACUAUACUAUAUGUCAAGAAUAACCAGUCAGAAACGAAAUGGAAAAAAGAUCCUGUUUAUAAUGGCAGACGAAACUACAAAAUAGGGAGAGACUUAACAAAAAAGAAAGAAUUGUUAAAACUUAAAAAUGAAAAACAUUCUGUGUUCUUAGAUGGGGAAGUUGAAAAUUUUGGAGAUGACAUUUCUUCUCUUUUUUUUUUUUUAAAUAGAUGAGUUUUUUGGGGUUUGCGGUUUUUUGGGGUUUGUUUGCGGGUGAGGUCUUUUUACGACCUCACCCGCGGCAUAUGGAAGUUUCCAGGCUGGGAGUUGAAUCAGAGCUGUAGCUGCCAACGUAUACUACAGCCACAGCAAUGCCAGACCUCAUCUGUGUCUGUGACCUACACCACAGCUCACAGUAGUGGUGGAUCCUUAACCCACUGAGCAAGGCCAAGGAUCAAACCCGCAUCCUCUUGGUGUCAAGUUGGGUUCCUUACCACUGAGCCACAACUGGAACUCCAAUAGUUCUUUAAAACGUAAUCUAUCAAGGCCAGGAAUUGAACCUGCAUCCUCAUGGAUCCUAGUCGGGUUCAUUAACUGCUGAGCCAUGAAGGGAACUCCUCCCAUGCUUGUUUUUAAUACUUUUAUCAAAUGUGAAUAUAUUCAAAACAAUAUAUAGUAUUGUUCUGUGGUUUUUAAAUGCGAGUGAAUGGUGAUAUGCUCCAUAUACUCUGCAUCUUACUUUUCAUCACACAUUAGGUUCUGACAUUUAUCUGUAGUGUUGGAUAAUAUCUAGGUCUUUCACAUUUAUGUCUUAUUCUUUUGUAAGAACAAGCUAGCUUAUCCAUGUCUCUCUCUCUAUCACUUUCUUUUAUGGCCACACUUGCAACAUAGGAAACUUCCUGGGCCAGUAAUCAAAUCAGAGCUGCAGAUGGCAGCCCACACCCCAGCCACAGCAACAUUAUAUCUGAGCCUCAUCUUCGACCUGCACCACAGCUCACAGCAAUGCCAGAUCCUUAACCCACUGAGUGAGGUCAGUCAUCAACCUGCAUCUUCACAGACACUAGGUCGUGUUCUUAACCCCCUGAUCAACAAUGGGAACUCUUAUCCAUGUCUCUUGAUCAACAAUAGUAUUGUUUAAUUUUACUGAUACUGCAAACAAGCAGGUGAAUUCUUGAACUCAUGUAAAAGUGCAUCUGGAUAUAUACCAAGAAUCACAACUUUUGAAGCAUUGGGUAUGUACAUAUUCCACUCUUGCAGGAAUUGGUUUGUUCUUUAACUGUACCAGUUUACACUUCAGUUAACCCUGUGUGAGAGGUCCCUUUUCUCCAUAUCCUUACUGUUAUCGUUAUGUCUGACUUUUCUCAUUUUUGUCAAACUGAUGGGUAUGAAAAGGUAUCACAUUGCUUUAAUUUGCGUUUCUGGAUUACUGGUGAGGUAGAUCAUCUUGUCAUGUUUAUGAUCAUUGUGGUUUUCCAUGAUGAAUAAGUGUCCAUGUCCUUUGUUCACUUUUUUCUUUUGGAUUGUCGUUUCUUACUGACCCUUUAUAUACUCUUGAAUUUAAUCCUGUGUUGGUUAUCUUUGAUGCAAGUGUCUUUUUCUAAUACGUGGUUUGUGUUUCAGUUCUAUUUAGGAUAAACCUAUAGUAUAGGACUUUAUUUUAGUGUAUUCAUUUUUUAAAAUCUUUGUUAUUAAGGUAAGUGUCAUAUCUUAUAUCUAAGUAUAGUUGCUUUGCAGUGUUAGGCCAAUUUCUGCUAUACAGCAAAGUGACCCAGUCAUAUAUAUAUAUAUAUAUAUAUAUGUAUAGAUAUGUGUAUAUAUGUAUAUGUAUAUACAUUCCCUUUCUUAUAUUGUCUUCCAUCAUAGUGUCUAUCCCAAGAGACUGGAUAUAGUUCCCUGUGCAAUAGAGUAGGACCUUGCUGCUUAAAUAUUUAAAUGUAAUAGUUGCCUCUGCUAACUUCAAACUCCAAUCCAUCCCACUCCCUCCCUCCUCCCCCAAUCACAAAUCUGUUCUCUAUGUCUGUGAGUCUGUUUCUGCUUUGUAGAUAGAUUCAUUUGUCCAUAUUUUAGAUUUCACAUAUAAUGAUAUCAUAUGGUAUUUGUCUUUCUCUUUCUGACUUACUUCACCUAGUAUGAGAAUCUCUAGUUGCAUCCAUUGCAUGCAGUUGCAGCUGCAUGCAGAUGCAUCUGUUGCUACAAAUGGCAUUGUUUCAUCCUUUUUUAUGGCUGAGUAGUGUUCCAUUAUAUAUAUGUAACACAUAAAUUAAUUCAUCUUUUAAUGAACAUUAGGUCACUUCCAUGUCUUAGAUACUGUGAAUAGCGGUGCUAUGAACAUGAGGGUGAAUUGUGUAUUUUACUGAACUAUAGUUUUCUCUGGAUAUAUGCCCUGGAGUAGGAUUGCUAGAUCAUAUGGUAGUUCUGUAGUCCCUUUUUUGAGGAACCUCCACAUUGUUUUCCAGAGUGUUUUACCAAUUUCCAUUCCCACCAACAGUGUAGGAGGGUUCCCUUUCUCACACACUCUACAGAAUUUGUUAUCUAUAGAAUUAUUCAUGAUAGUCAUUCUGGUUGGUGUGGGGUGGUGUACCUCAUCGUAGUUUUGAUUUGCAUUUCUCUAAUAAUCAGUGAUGUUGAGUAUACUUUCAUGUGCCUACUGGCCACCCAUAUGUCCACUUUGGAGAAAUGUCUAUUCAGGUCUUCCGCCCAUUUUUUGAUUGGGUUGUUUUUGUUGUUGUUGUUGAUUUGAAUGAGUUCUUUGUGUAUUUUGGAGAUUAAGCCCUUGUUGAUUGCAUUAUUUGCAACUAUUUUCUUCCAUUCCGUAGACUGUCUUUUGAUUUUUUUAUGGUUUCCUUUCCUGUGAAAAAGCUUAUCAGUUUGAAUAGGUCAAAUGCUUUCUUUUUGUUUUUAUUUUUUAAAUUUUUUAUUAUGAUUGAUUUACAGUGUUCUGUCAAUUUCUGCUGUAAAGUGUCCCAGUCAUACAUGUAUAUACAUUCUUUUUCUCACAUUAUCCUCCAUCAUGUUCCAUCACAAGUGAUUAGAUAUGUAGUUCCCUGUGCUAUACAGCAGGAUCUCAUUGCUCAUCCACUCCAAGUGCAAGAGUUUUCAUCUACUAACCCCAGACUCCCAGUUCAUCCCACUCCCUCCCCUUCUCCUCAGCAAACAUGAGUUUGUCCUCCAUAUCCAUGAUCUUUUCUGUUUUGUAGAUAGAUUAUUUGCACCAUAUUUUAAACCCCAUAUAUAAGUGGUAUCAUAUGAUGUCUUUCUCUUUCUGACUUACUUCACUCAGUAUGACAGUCUAUAGUUCAAUCCAUGUUGCUGCAAAUGGCAUUAUUUUGUCCUUUUUUAUGGCCAUUGGUUUAUUUUGUUUUUAUUUCUCUUGCCAUGGGACACUAAGAAAACACUUGUAUGGUUUAUAUCAGAAUGUUUUUUCUAUGUUUUUUUCUAGUUUUAUGGUGUCAUGUCUUAUAUUUUAAGUCCUUAAGCCAUUGUGAGUUUAUUUUUGUGCAUGGUGUGAGGGUGUGUUCUAGUUUCAUUGAUUUACAUGCAGCUGUCUGGUUUUCCCAGCACCACUUGCUGAAGAGACUGCCUUCUUCCCAUUUUAUAUUCUCGCCUCCUUUGUCAAAGAAGAAUUGACCAUAGGUGUCUGGGUUUAUUUCUGGGCUCUCUAUUAUGUUCCAUUGAUAUGCAUAAAAAAUAUUUUUCUUCAUUAAUUUUGUUUUUAUAGCUUUUUAAGAAAUUCUUUUCUUCUCCAAAAUCAUAAAGAUGUUCCAGUACAUUAUCCUCUGAACAUUGAAGUUUCUAUUUUUUAUAUUCAGGCCUUUAUAUCAUCUAGAACUUAUUUCUGUUUAUGAUAUGAGAGAAGGGUCUCAUUUUAUCUUUUUUAUGAGAGAACAAUUUGCUUCACCAUCAUGUAUUGACUAGCCCAUCCUUUUCCUGAUAACACCUAAAGCUACUUUGAUUGUAUCUCAAGUUACUAUAUGUUAGAAUCAGUGUAAUCUUCUUAGCUGUUCGAGGACUUUGCCCCUACAGUGGUCCCCCUCCUCUGACAAAUAUUUUUUUUCACCUCUCCUCUAGAUUGUUCUCAACAGCAUUCAACAUUUUGAAAUAUUUCCUAUCUUAAAAAAAAAAAAAAAAAAAAA